AUGGAAGCCUGCAGUUCUCAACCCCAUAAUCUUUUCCAAGAAACCUCUGCAGCCACAGUAUUUCAACAACGUCUCCAGUUCAUACUUCAAAACCGUCCUGGAUAUUGGGUCUACUCCAUUUUCUGGCAAGCCUCCACGGACGGCAACAACGCCGUUUCAUGUGACCGACCGGAGUGGUUUUACUUCUACACCAUUUCUUCCACGCAGUCCUUUGCUGCAGGUGAUGGGAAUAGCAACAUUCUUGGCCGUACAUUUUGUUCUGGUGCAUUUGUUUGGUUGGCAGGAGAUCACGGGCUUCGUUUCUAUGAGUGCGAGAGAGUUAAUAUGGCUCGCAUGCAUGGAAUUCAAACUCUUGUUUGUAUUGCCACACCCAAUGGGGUGCUUGAAUUGGCUUCUUUGGAAGUGAUCAAAGAAGAUUGGGGUUUUGUGCAGCUUUCUAAGUCUAUUUUUGGAUCCGACAUAAUAACAACCGGCGCCGGCAGCUUAAACUCAAUGCAGGGUCAUCUUCAUGUUCCACAGCUACAAAAUGUACACUCAGGAUCGAUUCAGGCCAGGAGUGGACCGCACAAGACUAGCUGGUUGAAAAAGAGAGAAAGACCUGAUAAGCACGUCAAUGCCUGGCAAGAGUCAUCAGUAAACCAUUCGAAGGCAGAGAGACAACGUCGGGCGAAGCUUAAUCAUCGAUUCUAUGCCCUUAGAUCCGUUGUUCCUAAUGUGUCAAAGAUGGAUAAAGCUUCGUUACUAUCUGAUGCAAUUGUAUACAUCAAUUCAUUGAAGACAAAGAUCGAAGAGUUGGAGGCGAAAAUCCAAGCACGACCCAUGAAACCCAAAGCAAGUAUCAUCAGUGAUAGUGUUCUUGACAGCCAAAGCAACAACUCUAAAACUUAUGCAAGCGCCACUGCUAUGGAGGUGGAUGUGAAGAUCUUAGGGUCGGAAGCCAUUAUCCGUGUUAUUACUAUUAGUCCAGAUAAUCAUGAUAAUCCAUGCGCUAGAUUGAUGAAUUCAUUUAGAGAUCUUGAACUGAAAAUCCAUCAUGCAAGCAUAUCUAGUGUGAACCAGUUGAUGCUUCAAGAUGUUGUGGUAAGAGUUCCUGAUGGAUUUGCCAGCGAGAAGGUCAUCAAAACUGCUAUCAUAAAUAGAUUUUAUAACUAG
Fragaria vesca subsp. vesca is the source of this 1152-nucleotide messenger RNA. RefSeq names its product transcription factor MYC4-like. Lineage: Eukaryota; Viridiplantae; Streptophyta; Magnoliopsida; Rosales; Rosaceae. The record is from RefSeq and is a predicted model, not a curated record.